Stylophora pistillata is the source of this 1369-nucleotide messenger RNA. RefSeq lists its product as uncharacterized. Gene Ontology annotation, molecular function: protein binding. NCBI's taxonomy places the organism in Eukaryota, Metazoa, Cnidaria, Anthozoa, Scleractinia, Pocilloporidae. The record is from RefSeq and is a predicted model, not a curated record.
UUCAUUUUCCAGUUUAUGGCUUUAUGGAUCAGACUCGGUUUUCCAACAAUUACGGCUUUGUUCCUUUCGUCCAGUCCCCAGGCUUGGCACUAAUCAUCAUCGGGGAUGAAAAGGGAACUGCUGCAACUCUGUUGCUCAAGUCACUUGCCUUUUGUUUUCCAAUACUGUUUCUGUCCAUUGCCAUGUUAUGGGUGUCCAGUCUGGCCCUGUGGUUUGUGGAAACUGCAGCCAAUGAGCGCCACUUUCCUCGCAAUAUUCUACAAGGAAGUUGGGAAGCAAUGUGGUGGGCGUUUGCUUCCAUGACAACUCUUGGGUACGGUGAUCGGAUUCCAAGGACUCCGUUUGGUCGCCUGGUGUGUUUAACUUGGAUUGUAUUAGGCGUUAUUAUGGUGACUUGCUUUAAUUCUACCAUGACAACACAGCUGACCGCAAGAAUUUUGGACAAAGAAGUAAACUUAUAUGGAACGAAGAUAACGCCAAAAAGCAUGUCUGUUGAGCGCUCCAGUAGUCUGUUUGACCCGCGGUUUCCCACGUACGUGCGUGCGCUGAUCGUCUGUGGUGUUAUCCUUGGCGUGAUGUUGCUAGUAGGUGCUAAGUUUGAGUUUGCCAAGAAGAUGGGAUGGGUAAAGUUCAGAAGAAAAGGUGCAGAGGGUCAUUCUCUUCCGAGAAGAGUGGAGUUGUCUAGACAUAAGGAAGAAAUGAAAGCUGACUUGUCCAGAAUAGUCGCCAUAUUCAAAAUCAACUGCUCGCGCCGUAUACAGCACUUGAGACAACGCCACAAAAAAGAACUGCUUCUUGUAGCUAAGCUCAAGAGACAAGCUUACACUGCGUUGAUCCACAAAGGAACUUUUGGGAAGGAUAGUAUAUUUAGCUUCACCUUUGGACUAAAAACGCCCGAGUUAAAUCAUAAUUCAGAAAGAAAUGGUCUAACCAAAUAUGACUCGUCACUGAGACAAGACGAUGAAGAAAUCGAAACCUUCGUAUAGGGAGAAGUUAUUGUCAUCAUCCGAGAAGAGGGUGACAAAGGGCCGGAAGGGGAGGGGGUCGGGUCUUUGUCCAGUUUCAAGCAUGGAUUGUAGUAAAAUUCAAACGAACCUCUGAGCAAAACAACCAACCAACGCAGACGUUGUUAGGCUCGCACGUCAAGCAGUUGUUCCUUCCCACCGAUGUCUGCUGUUAGUGGUGAGGAAUGCUUGCGUGACCUGACGAACCUUAUAACGUCUGUGUAGUAGGCUAAAGCCCAUAAAAAAAGAGGGAAAAUAUUUGCAUUUCCCCUAAAAGUAAGGCUGAUACCAUUUGAAAUCAACAGUUUCCCGUGUAGUCAGGUCAGCAACCUGAACAUCUUUUCAAUUGGAUUACCUCAACUCAA